CACCAAGUUCAUUUUGUGCCAAAUAUUUAACUUCACUUCUAAUUUUCGAAUCGCCAUCAAGAUCGGCUACUAGUAUCCAAACUCCUCAACUCCCUGUUUUCUUUUACGCUAGCUUUUUCAAAAUUUUGGGUUGACAUAAUUAAAAAUUAUAACCAAAGAUUAAAAUAUUCCAAAUUUCCAAUCAAUUUUAAGUUCCCGCAAAAGAAAUGGGAAAAGGUUAGAACUUAAAACAAGUUGAUUAGGAGCUUGUAUAGUAGGGAUGGACAUUGAUUAGGAGUUAAUUAGAAUUGAGUGUGAAUAAUUAAUAUUUGGGCGUUGGAUAGUUUUGGAAAGUUGAGAACUUUUCGAGAAAGAGAAGAAGAGAGGAGUUAAUACUACAAUUAUUACUUUAAAUUUAUCAAACAACUCCUAGCUCAGUGGUUGAAUCUCCUUUUAAUAAGAAGGAGGUCCAUGCUUCAAUUCCCUUCCCUCAUUGUUGGUGUUGUUUCGUGUGGGCCUUGCCAGCCCAAGGAGCUGCGGCUCCGCUAUGAGGCCCAGGUUGGCCUUAUCCCGCCUCCAGACUUCUGGAUUCUGAGGUCCCAAAAAAUUGAGGCAUGUGUUGUGGAUCUUACCAACACAGGGUCUAGGUCGGGCCUGAAGGAAUUCCAUGAAAUUCAGGAGGAGACUCAGGAAAGUCAAAAUGAUGGAGGGAUGAGCUUGAUACCGAUGGUAAGAGGAGAUGUUGCACCAAACUCUAGUAGUUUGGGAAAAUUUUGGUCAAAGUGAUGCAUAUUGAGAAUUUUUUUUUGGUAAAUACAAUAUAUUAGGCACAACUAUUAAGAAGCGGAAAAUUAUAGCCACAACUAUCAAAAUACAAAUUAUUAGCCAAAUGUUAACUCUCAGUUAGAAAAUCUAUUAAUAAUGUUGACUAAGGUUUUACUAUGUUGAGCUGUCUCCCACGUGGCAGUCACCAUAUCAUAUUUUAAUUUAAAAAAUAAAUUAUUAAAUAAUUAAGAAAAUGAAAGGAAAAAGUUCUAAAAAUUAAAAGAAGUUGGUCGCUCCCUUUUCUUCUUCUUCUUCCUACGCUCUCUCGUCCUCUCCGAUGAACUCUAAAAAGCUCCUUCCUCUGAGCAAACGCAGACCCAACAAACCCAAACCUUCCAUUCCCCUUUCCACCCAAAAUCUCCCUCUCAUCUUCACCCCAUCCUCUGCCAACCAGAACCUUCCUAUUACCUCUGCCAUUCUUAAUUCCUCAAUCACCAACGAAACGCCUCCCAAUCCAAUCCCUACACCCCCAAGGACAACAACCAAUUCCCCAAGCCAGAUGACCAGUCGCCUCUCCGCUUUUGAGUGCCCUUCUCCCCGCCAUAGACACCUAGCUCUUCCCGCACCAAAUCUUCAAGAAGAAGCCUCCCCCCCCCCCCCCCCCCCCCCCCCUUCUCUGACCAAGAACGAGGAAGUGAGUUACGGUAUGGUGUGCAUGCAAGAAGGGGAAUUGAGUUCAGUCGAGAAGAGGCAGGGGAAAAGUAGUGCUGGUUUGUCAGUUUUCGGUUAGCAUCUAACCGACAGUUUUAACCAAUAACAAUCGGUUAUCGGUUAACCAAAAACUGACAGUUUACAAAAUUGUUAGGUGGUCGGUAAGUGGGAGGGGCUGUUCCGCCCAGAUCUGGGGAUUUCUUUCGGUCGUCACCGCAAAUCGCCUCACAUCUCUCUUCUCCCAUCUUUUUAUUCAUCGAUUGAUUUGUGUGGAAUGAACGACGACAGCGGUAGAGGAAUUGACGAAUGAGGAGAAGGGAGAUCCGCACUGGGGCGGUGGAAGGAUAUGAUUACAGCAUUGUCGGCGGUGGAGGAAUCAGAAGAAGAGAUAAGAAGGCGAGUGGUGAAGGAGGAUGACAUGGCGGCGGUAGAGGAGGAGAGACUUCUAGCAAAAGGUCUCUAGUGACGUUGGAGGAAGAAGAGGAAGGAGAGAAGAAGAUGAGGGGAUGGAUUUUAUUUAGUUAUUUAUCUUUUGUUUUAAAAUUAUAAGUCAAAAGUAAUCUGACGUGAAAGACUACGUGGCUGCUAGCGUGGCACUCUCCUUUACAAAAUUAACGACUAUAAUGGACUGUUAGCCAUAUUUUGACUCGUAUCAAUAGUUAUGGCUAAUAAUUUUGUAUUUCGAUA
Molecule: messenger RNA, 2142 nt
Organism: Linum trigynum
Lineage: Eukaryota; Viridiplantae; Streptophyta; Magnoliopsida; Malpighiales; Linaceae
Source: the annotation of a GenBank genome assembly